Molecule: messenger RNA, 956 nt
Organism: Populus nigra (black poplar)
Lineage: Eukaryota; Viridiplantae; Streptophyta; Magnoliopsida; Malpighiales; Salicaceae
Product: protein TRACHEARY ELEMENT DIFFERENTIATION-RELATED 7A-like
Exons: 1
Coding region: 1-798 (265 amino acids)
Biological process (GO): plant-type secondary cell wall biogenesis
Source: RefSeq, a predicted model, not a curated record
AUGGCUCCCCUUGAUAACUAUGACUACAACUUCCCAUAUUUUCCUCUACCACCACCGCAUAAUCCUCCAUCCCCUCCAAAAGUUGUGCCGCCUCAUAAUUAUCCAUCCCCUCCAAAAGGGUCCCCACCCCAUAAUCCUCCGCCACCACACAUUAUACCCUCCCCUCCAAAAGUUGUCCCACCCCAUAAUUAUCCAUCCCCUCCAAAAGGGUCCCCACCCCAUAAUCCUCCGCCACCACACAUUAAACCCUCCCCUCCAAAAGUUCCUCCACCACAUCAUCCAAUUACUCCACCAUCCCCAUUCCCAGUGCCAGCAACACCACCCAAUCAUCCAUUUCAUCCGCCACCACCCCAUCACAUUCCUCCACCAUCACCACCUCAUAUUAUUCCACCUGCACCCUCUCAUGUUAUUCCAUCUCCACCGCCAACACCAGGACAUCAUUCAACUGUUAUAAUUGUUGUCUUUGUCUCACUUGGUGGCCUAUUCUUUCUUGCAUUCCUCUCUGUUGCUCUCUGUUGCUUCAUUAAGAAGAAAAAGAAGAAAACGGUUCAGAAAACUGAAAUCUUAGAGUUUGAUGAGCAUACUAAAGUCCAGGAAGCCAUUAUUCCAGGCCCACAUGGUGAGAAAAUCACAGUACUAAACAUUGAAGAGGAUGUGCAUCUUGUGGAGGAGAUUAAGAAAAAUGAAAAACUGGCUGAAGGUUCGCACAUUAAAUUGGCACAUGAUCAUCCCCUGGAUUCUGAUAUAGCAACAUCCUCUUCUCGGUCCAAUCAGCAGCAUCUCGAGCACAAGGUCUGAAUGAAACACAAGCGAAUGAAAUAAGUGGCAAUGUAAUCGUAUAUUCCUCACCAUCAACAAUAUCCCUACUGGGAUAAUACAUGAAAAAUUUCUUAAUUCUUUUUCAAAGUUGUCGAUACUUCUGUUUUAAUAAAAAGUAAAGCUUGUUGGACAGUAAA